This is a messenger RNA of Juglans microcarpa x Juglans regia, 508 nucleotides long. Its product is annotated as non-specific lipid-transfer protein 1-like. Gene Ontology annotation, biological process: lipid transport. NCBI's taxonomy places the organism in Eukaryota, Viridiplantae, Streptophyta, Magnoliopsida, Fagales, Juglandaceae. Bases 33 to 392 code for a protein of 119 amino acids. Gene Ontology annotation, cellular component: membrane. Gene Ontology annotation, molecular function: lipid binding. The record is from RefSeq and is a predicted model, not a curated record. The transcript has 2 exons.
CAGGAAGAAAGUCCAUCUAUAGUGGCAAGAAAAUGGAGAAGAAAAUGAGGGGUUUGUCUGCAUUGGCUUUUGGGUUCGUGAUUUUGAUCUUGAGUGCAUGCCAUUCAGAGGCCAUGACAUGCCCCGAGGCCCUAGUGAUUUUGCUGCCAUGCAAGCCGUUCUUGGAGGGUGCUCUCCCUGACUCGCCCGGCUUUCUCUGUUGUCUAGGUGUUCAAAAACUUACCCAAGAGGCUUCCACCACUGAAACACGUAGGGCUAUUUGUCAAUGUUUGAAGAAUGCUACACUGGGAUUUCAUAUUAAUCUCGACAGAGCUAAACAGAUUCCUCAACUUUGCCAUAUCAAUGACCCUAUACCAAUUGACCCUAAUGUGGACUGCAACACACUUCCAUGAUCCUACAAGACGUUUUAGAUGCUAAUAAAUUCAGUAAUAUGUAGCAAAUCUUGUUUUUGGCCAUUUUAUGUAUGCGUGAAUAAAAUCAUGAGUAUGAAUCAAAAGGUUUUCCAGUU